Molecule: messenger RNA, 1019 nt
Organism: Rhipicephalus sanguineus (brown dog tick)
Lineage: Eukaryota; Metazoa; Arthropoda; Arachnida; Ixodida; Ixodidae
Exons: 2
Coding region: 179-1006 (275 amino acids)
Source: RefSeq, a predicted model, not a curated record
AAAACGACUGUCUUGGAAGAGGUAUAAGGAAAGCAAAAUUGCUGUAGCAUACGUCAGUAGGGGCCGCGAAUCGCGUUGUUCCUGUGUGACCUGCCCGUGUAACAAAGAGCGCUUUGAAGAAAUUUUCCAAGAUAAUCUGAGCUCACCGAAGCUUCAUAGAGCACAAGGAAAAAUUUCUAUGGAAAAUGUAUCUCUGAGGGUUAUGCAGCGCACCAUAGACAGCAUCAAAACGACAUCAAUAAAGAAUACGAUGCUGAAUUUUACGGGGACUAUUGAACCCCCGGAGAAAGGUACGGAAGGCAUGGAAGAUGAGACAAUUCCUUUGAAGAGUGAUCAUUGCUGUUGUACAGUCAAAUCAUUCGAGGAAGCACGUGAUUUGCGACAUUCAGUGAAGGAACGUCGAACACGCUCACUCCUGCGUAGCGCUAAGGAUGUUCUGUCUACGCGGCGGUUUUAUGCGCAUAUGUUCAGCUACUUCUCUUUCUGUUUCUUCUUGGAUACGUUUCUGGCUGUGGCCGUUGACUGUGCAGUGGACAACGGGAUUAGCAGAGUAGAUGCUGCGCACGUUCUCACAUUCUUCUCCGUGACCGAUAUGGCGGGACGACUGCUGGUACCACUAAUCACCGAUUACAAGAUUGCAUCUCCCCUUGGCGUCAUGACGCUAUCUUACUUCCUCAUGGCCAUUAUCGGCACGACGAUGCCACAUGCCCAAAGUGAUGUUGUAUUCUGGAUUCUCGUUGUAAGCCUGGGACUUCCGGUUGGCUACGUAAUGGUUGCCAUGUCACAAACUAUUGCAUGGGACGUUGGUGUACGGAACCUCCCCAUCGCUUACGGUUUCGUAGCAUCAGUGACAGCUGUGGGAGCGUUCAUGAGGCCGCUGGUUAUAGGAUAUUUCCGGGACGCAAACGGAUCAUACGGCGGACUUUUCCACUUCAUGGGAGGAAUGGUUUUCACAUCUGUUCUGCUCACUGGUUGGCUGUGGGCUUCAAGGAGUCGAAAAAAAUAAACUGCAGCGCAAG